Leucoraja erinaceus (little skate) is the source of this 3225-nucleotide messenger RNA. It is a transcript of the gene cep15, whose product is annotated as centrosomal protein 15. Bases 378 to 845 code for a protein of 155 amino acids. The transcript is spliced from 5 exons. The record is from RefSeq and is a predicted model, not a curated record. NCBI's taxonomy places the organism in Eukaryota, Metazoa, Chordata, Chondrichthyes, Rajiformes, Rajidae.
CGGCUGCCCUUCCGGUCCCAGCGUUCCCCGCGGCGGGGCGCUGGUCUCCGUGGCAACGUGGCCUAGCGGCCUGCGCCUCCCCUCAGCCCGCCGCAAGACGGCAAUAGAACCCCGCAGAUAAACUCACUCCUGCGCUUAUACCUCGUUGCCACCGAUUGCCCCUUGUGGAGCGCGUACGAAACACGCGGAGGUGGAGAGCCCCGAGCCGAGGGUGGCGGGUCUAUGGAACGAGCUGCCAGAGGAGGUAGAACUUGAGGCAGAAACUUUAACAGCACUUAAAGGACAUUUGUUGGAUGGGUGUUCAUUGACACUUGGCUGGCUCAGGCUGCGAUCAUUAAGGAGCUGGGACACCUGCACUACAGUGAAACCGAAUAAAAAUGUCUUACUUAGCAUAUGAAGUUGAACUGAGCAAACGUCAUGAGAAAAUAUUAGGUCAAAGAACUGCAUUGCUUCAGCAAAUGGAAGAGCAGCUUGAAAGUCAGACAAAGAAGAAAAAAUUGCGAGCAGUAAAGUUUGAGUCGGCAAAUGAGAGAAAUGCGUUACUUUUAAAAGAUUUGGAAGCAGCCGAGGACAGCUUAAGAGUUGGACUACAUACGCAACUACAUCCAACUGUUAUCGCCCUUGAGACCAAAUAUUGGGCAUCCAUCAACGAACAACUUCCUAAAUGGGAACAGUUUUUACUGGGGCGAACAAGAAAUCCGGUUGAAGAAAGGAGUUCAAGGCCCAAAAAAACACAGAACCAGUUACUUCAAGACAAUGAUACUUUUAAAAAUACUAAUUCACAGUCUCCAACAUCAACGUUCAAGACGCCACCACGGUGUCCUCGAUCAGGAAAACAAAAAUGAAUGAAUGAUCUUAAAAAAUGAUUGCUGAUACAGAAAUACUUUUUAUCACAGAUGCUACUGGUAUCUCAAUGGGUCAAUUGAUAAUUGCUCAUUUUCUAAGCUUCCCCCCAGUCUAAUUUCAGUAAAAACACUGAAUCAAGCACUUGAAACAACUAAAUUUUAUUUUAACAAAAGCGCGUCACUGUUCAAGCCCUCUAGGCCUCGCUCAGACAGAGACACUCCAGAAGUUCACACAGUCCCCUCUCCCAGAAGAUCCACGCUGAACCUAGUGGUAGCGAACUUUUAUGUGUCCUGGGAUCUCGAGGGGCCGAACCACAUGGGGGUGGUCUCUUAACAACCCAAUUAGAGAUAUCGAUUAACCCCAUACCUAACAGACAUUCACCUAACCCAAUAAUACAACAGCUCAAUACAUUGUAUUCAAACCAGCCUUCAUAAGGAACUUAGAAAUAUUUAUCCUGAUCUGCAGGUAUUCCAGACAAGGCUCAAUACCUCAUCCAAUCAACACUCGGCUAAGUCAAACUCUGCAAAAUUAUUUACAAUUAUUUACAAGGUGUAUGUCUGGUUUGCAGCAAUCCAAUACAUUCUAUGCAUUUUUCACCUAAUUGACAGGGUUGGCAGAUGUUCCUAUUCUUUGCUUGCAAAUUGUAUCUAAGCUCUAGACACACUGGCACCUCUUCGCAGCUUGUCCCAGCUCUGCAGAGAGCAAUUACAAAUUGACCAAAUCUCCGAGCAGCCCUGAAGCUUUUACCCCAUUUUGAAGUCCUAGCCUCUCCAAGUUAGCCAGGAUUAACAAGAUAAUUUCCACUUUAUUUGGGUGGUGCAGUGGUAGAGUUGCUGCCGUACUGUUCCAGACACACGGGUUCGAUCCUGGCUACGGAUGCUGUCUGUACAGUGUUUGUACGUUUUUCCCUGUGACCGUGUGGGUUUUCUCCACGUGCUCCAGUUUCCAAAAGUCUGUAGCCUCAUUUUGCUCUGGUAUUUUAAUUCAUUCACAUGUUUAAACUGUAAGAUUUUAUUAUUAAUGUUUUAUGUGUCAUUCUUAAUUGUUGCUGUAUGUCGUGUUGUUACUUGCGAGUGGUGCACCAAGGCAAAUUCCUUGUAUGUGUACAUACUUGGCCAAUAAACGUAUUGAUUAAUUCAUCGGGUGAUUGACGGCCACUCAAGAAUGGCAAUUUUUUAGCUUUGAAAAACUCCUUUGUUGCUUUAGCAGUAUGUUUGGGAUCAUUGUCUUGCUGUACAAUGAACCGCUAGCCAAUGAGUUUUGAGGCAUUUGUUUGAAUUUGAGCAGAUAGGAUGUGGCUACACACUUCAGAAUGUAUUAUGCUACUACCAUCAGUAGUUGUAUCAUCAAUAAAGAUAAGUAAACCAGUACCUUCAGCAGCCAUACAUGCCCAAGCCAUAACAUCCCCACCACCGUGUUUCACAGAUAAGGUGGUAUGCUGUGGAUUUUGGGCAGUUCCUUCUCUCCUCCAUACUUUACACUUGCCAUCACUCUGAUAUAAGUUAAUCUCUGUCUCAUCUGUCCACAAGACCUUUUUUUUCAGAACUGUGGUUGUUCCUUUAAGUACUUCUUGGCAAACUGUAACCCUGAUAACCUAUUUUUGCAUCUUGGAGUGUAGCCUCUGUAUUUCUGUUCAUGAAGUCUUCUGCGGACAGUGGUCAUUGACAAAUCCACACCUGGCUCCUGAAGAGUGUUUCUGAUCUGUCGGACAGAUGUUUGGGUUGUUGUCUUUAUUAUAGAGAGAAUUCUUCUGCCAUCAGCUGUGGAGGUCUUCCUUGGCCUGCCAGUCCCUUUGCGAUUAGUAAGCUCACUAGUGCUCUCUUUCUUCUUAAUGAUGUUCCAAACAGUUGAUUUUGGUACGCCUAAGGUUUGGCUGAUGUCUCUAAUAGUUGUAUUCUUGUUUCUCAGUCUCAUAAUGGCUUCUUUGAUUUUCAUUGACACAACUUUGGGCCUCAUGUUGUUAAACAGCAAUAAAAGAUUCCAUAGGUGAUGGAAAGACUGGAGGAAAGACGAGGUGCUGAGAGCUCUCUUGUAGCUGCAUUAAGGAGGCAUUUAAACACACCUGAGCAAUUACAAACACCUGUGAAGCCAUGUGUCCCAAACAUUAUGGUGCCAUGAAAUGGGGGACUACGCAUAAACACAGCUGUAAUUUCUACAUGGUGAAACCAAAAUGUAUAAAAAAUUAUUUGAAAAUUAAAAAAUAUUUGAAAAUUUAUUAAAUUCUGACAAUGUGCACUUUAACCACAUGUGACUUUUUUUCUAUUACAAAUCUCAAAUUGUGGAGUACAGAGGCAAAUAAAUAAAUGAUGGAUCUUUGUCCCAAACAUUAUGCAGGGCACUGUAUAUCGAUUGUUAAUAAACUUCCUGCUGGUUUUAAAA